GUUAAGUAAGGUGAAUGACUAACUGGAUUUUCUCUGAUCUCUUAUCACCAUCUGUUGCAGUCUGUUUUUUCAUCGAACGCGUCCUUGCCACCUUGAAUUUCUUGGAGAACCUCCACCUUCACCUUCUCGGCUGGACCCAAGGGUCAGCUGGCAUUUCCACCACAGCCUGGGCCUCCAUGGAUCCAGUCGAGAAACCUAACUCAGUGUUGAUUUCUGAACCUUCCCCGAUGACCUCUGAGGACUCCUCACGGGACGUACCGGCAGCCUCCCAUCCUUCCUUCCCAGAAAUGCUGAUGAUGGGCCUCAGAGACCUGACCCCGGGCCUGGCACCCCCUUCGCCGCUGCCACUGCCGGAGGGGCUGCUCCAGCAGCGGUACCGAGAUGAGCAAGCCCUACAAGAGCGGUGGUGGGGAAAGGCAGCUUCUCCCCAGAGGAAGAAAGCCUUCCUGGGGCACCUGAGGCAGACGCACCUGGAUCACGUGGCACCUUAUCGGGUUGAUAGGGAAGCCAGGAUCUUUUCCCCAAGCCAUCGAGAUCAGAAAAGAUUCAGAUGUGAAUGUCGAUACUGCCAGCGACAGAGGCCGAAUAUUUCUGGGAUGCCUGCUGACAGGAGUGGGGCCCCACACCCCUCCUCCUGGGAAACACUAGUCCAAGGCCUCAGUGGCUUGACCCUCAGCCUGGGCACCACCCGGCCCGGCCUUCUGCCGGAAGCUGCCUGCCAGCAGCAGGAGCCACAGGAGAAGCUGCAACUAGAGAUGCAGCAGGAAAGCAAAAGGAUGUUUCAGAGGCUCCUGAAACAGUGGUUAAAAGAAAACUGAGACUCGCAGCGUCGCGUGAGGAAGCUCUGAAUGGAGUCGGACAUGGAUGCUGGUUUGCCGCAUCCGGGUGUGGGUUUCCUAGGGGACCAAACAGUGAGCCGGAGUCAGAGGAGGCGCCAGAGCAGACCAAGGACUGGGAAGCCUGUCAGCGUGAGACUCGAUCCCACGAAGGUCCUGGACUUUCCCGCCUGGAAUUUCUGCAUCACUCUGGUACAUUCUGUGGCAAGGGACACUGUCCCAGAGGCCCUGCACCCCAUCCUAUG
Messenger RNA from Talpa occidentalis (Iberian mole), 1081 nucleotides. Its product is annotated as protein FAM156A/FAM156B-like. The record is from RefSeq and is a predicted model, not a curated record. Gene Ontology annotation, biological process: epigenetic programing of female pronucleus. Gene Ontology annotation, cellular component: nucleus. Lineage: Eukaryota; Metazoa; Chordata; Mammalia; Eulipotyphla; Talpidae.